Pestalotiopsis fici W106-1 is the source of this 1035-nucleotide messenger RNA. RefSeq lists its product as uncharacterized. The record is from RefSeq and is a predicted model, not a curated record. The coding region runs from base 1 to 1035 and encodes 344 amino acids. The transcript is spliced from 2 exons. Lineage: Eukaryota; Fungi; Ascomycota; Sordariomycetes; Amphisphaeriales; Sporocadaceae. Gene Ontology annotation, biological process: protein K11-linked ubiquitination; anaphase-promoting complex-dependent catabolic process. Gene Ontology annotation, cellular component: anaphase-promoting complex.
AUGCAGCACAAUUGGUCGUGGCUGCCCCCUCAAAGGAGAACAACACCGCCGCGCAAUGGACCGAGUCCCAGGGAACUCGAGGGCGUUGAGGUCCUAGAAGAAGGCGGCAGCGACCUCCUAGAAGCAUCACACCGUCACUUUACCCGCUACUUUGCGCACGACAAUCAGGAAAACGGAGGCCCCCAGGAAUUCUUCCCCCUUCCCCCCGGUGCUUCUGACGAUGAUAAUGAUAAUGAUAUGAUGGAUGAUUCUGAAGCUGAAACGGAGAUAGCGAGCGUUGUGGAUUUUGACGAUGACGUCGAAGAAGAAAACGAUGAAGACGCCGACAUUACCGGUGAUGAAGAUGGCGACACGGGUGUGGAAGAGCAUGGUCAGGAAGAAGAGCCGCCCUUUGAUCCUGCUUCGGUCGGCUUGAAGGAGAUCAGUAAUCUGGCUAGUUUCACCGUCAGCAGCUACAAGCCAGGAUGCGGCGUGAAAGAGCUUCGGGAUGAUGACAUUCAUCUCUUUUGGCAGUCAGAUGGACCACAACCCCAUCGUCUCAACAUCCACUUCAUCAAGCGUGUAGAGAUCCGUGCCUUGCGACUUUACCUCGACUAUGAGCUUGACGAGAGCUACACACCAACAAAGAUACAAAUCACGGCUGGAUUCGGCCCCAAUCUGACAAUACCGUUCACGACAAUGGAGCUUGCAAUGCCUAAAGGCUGGAUCGAUGUGCCCAUAGCCGGAGCUGGUGGUGGUGCCGAUGGCAACUCGCUCUGCUGUUGGUUCGUGCGUGUCAUUAUCCUGGAGAAUCAUCAGAAUGGAAAAGAUACACACCUACGUGGUAUCAAGGUCUACGCCCUUGACGACAAUGCGGAUACGGCGGAGAACAACGCAUUGGAGGACAUUGUGGAUGCCAUUGACUAUUAUGAUGAAAAAGAGAGGCGCAAGACCGAGGCCGGCCGUCAAACUCGAAACUUGACACUCAGGCCCUUUACACCUGGCGAUGGAGGUUUGAGCAUUCCGGAUUUUAUGAGAGAGCCAGAAAUUCGCUGA